UGUCCGAGGAAGUGAUCGGCGCCGGGUGAGGGUGGGAGGGCUCCGCGGACUUCACCGGAGCCGGAUUGGGACCCCGGGGGGGAUGGGGGGCACCGCGAGGGGCGGACGGAGCGUGGCGAGUCCGGAGCCGCAAGCCGGGGUGCGGGAGCGGCUGAGCAGGAUGGUGUGUGACAGGCGGAGUGCCCGGGCUGGGUGUGCCUCGGUGACCGCGUGUGCGGUCGGGGUGGGGAGGCGGGGAUGGGGGCUGGCCUGGUGCUUUAGCUCUGGCUGUGUGCGCCCUGGGUCUCUCUAGACUCUCUUAGGGCGUGCCGGAGUUCCGUGACCGCAAGGAACGAGUCCUACCCUAAGCCACAGAGGGGACGUUUCAAGCUGGUUUCGAGCCAGAAGGCACUGGCACAGCUCGAGGGUUGCAGUGAGAAUGUUCUCUCUGGAAGGGUCCUCGUGACAGGCUCCUGGGAAGACGUGAUGGGGAGGACCCAGAGGACCCUGAAGAGGAGGAAAGAAUUGUGGCAUAUUUAGAAAUCAGAGUUCAGGUGACCACAAACGUCUUGAACUUGAGACAGAAAUUUUACUUCCGGGGUGACGCACAGAAUUCGUGUUCCCUCACGGGAGAAUCUCGACAGUGAAAGCGUCAUUGUGUUGAUGAGUUACAGCUCCAGCAUGUUCGACAGCUGCUCUGACUUUUCUGGAUUCUGUGCGUCACCAGUCGAGGAGCCCCAUGGAACAUUAAUGAGCUCCUGCGAUUCUAGAACCAUGACGGACGCCCUGGUGACUUUCAGCGACGUGGCCAUCGGUUUCUCUCAGGAGGAGUGGGAGUGCCUGGACCCCGCUCAGAGGGACCUGUACAUGGACGUGAUGCUGGAGAACUAUAGUAACGUGGCCUCACUGGAUCUGGAGUCAACAGAUGAGACCAAAAACACAUUUUCGGAAAAGGACAAUUCUGAAAUAAAAUUUUCCCAAUGGGAGAUAAAGGAAAGAAGCAAAACCCUUGGCCUUGAGGCAUCCAUUUUCAAAAAUAAUUGGAACUGCGAAAGCAAAUUUGAGGGACUACAAGGACCUCAGGAGGGGUACUUCAGUCAAAUGAUAAUCAGCUAUGAAGAAAUGCCCACUUACAGAGAAAGCGAAUCUCUUACUGCUCAUCAAAGAAUUCAUAGUCAAGAGGAACCCUACGUUUGUAAGGAAUUUGGGGAGGCUUGUAGUCCUGACUCCAAACUUGGUGAAGACGAGAGAACUCAGAUGGCUGAAGAGCAUUUUGAAUGUAAGGAGUGUGGGAAGGACUUUUUAAAUGCCUAUCACCUCACUGUGCAUCAGAGAUUUCAUACUGGUGAGAAGCCCUAUGAAUGUAAGGAAUGUGGGAAGACCUUUAGUUGGGGAUCAAGUCUCAUUAAACAUGUGAGAAUCCAUACUGGUGAGAAACCCUUUGCAUGUAAAGAAUGUGGGAGGACCUUCAGUCGUGGCUAUCACCUUACUGAGCAUCAGAAAAUUCAUAUUGGUGUGAAAUCUUAUGAAUGUAAGGAAUGUGGGAAGGCCUUUUUUUGGGGCUCAAGCCUUGCUAAACAUGAGAUAAUUCAUACAGGUGAGAAACCUUAUAAAUGUAAAGAAUGUGGGAAGGCCUUCAGUCGUGGCUAUCAACUUACCCAGCAUCAGAAAAUCCAUACUGGCAGGAAACCUUACGAAUGUAAAGUAUGUGGAAAGGCUUUUCGUUGGGGCUACCAGCUCACUCGACAUCAGAUAUUUCACACCGGCGAGAAAGCUUAUGAGUGUAAAGAAUGUGGGAAGAACUUUAACUGUGGCUCAAGUCUUCUUCAGCAUGAGAGAAUUCAUACUGGUGAGAAACCCUAUGAAUGUAAAGACUGUGGAAAGGCUUUUAGUCGUGGCUAUCACCUUACUGAGCAUCAGAAAAUCCAUACCGGUGUGAAGCCCUUCGAAUGUAAGGAAUGUGGGAAGGCCUUUACUUGGGGUUCAAGCCUUGUUAAACAUGAGAGAGUCCAUACCGGUGUGAAAUCGCAUGAGUGUAAAGAAUGUGGGAAGGCCUUUGGUAGUGGCUAUCAGCUUACUCGACAUCAGAGAUUUCACACUGGUGAGAAACCCUAUGAAUGUAAGGCAUGUGGGAAGGCCUUUAAUUGUGCCUCAAGUCUUGUUAAACAUGAAAGAAUUCACACUGGUGAGAAACCCUAUGGAUGUAAAGAAUGUGGAAAGGCUUUUAUUCGUGGCUAUCACCUUACUCAACAUCAGAGAAUUCAUACUGGGGAGAAACCUUUUAAAUGUAAGGAAUGUGGGAAGGCCUUUCGUUGGGGUUCGAGCCUUGUGAAACAUGAGAGAAUCCAUACUGGUGAGAAAUCCUAUGAAUGUAAAGAGUGUGGGCAGGCCUUUGAUAAUGGCUAUCAACUUAGUUUUCAUCAGAUAUUUCACGCUGAUGAGAAACCUUAUCAAUGUAAGGAAUUUGGGAACACCUUUCCUCAUGGCUCAAGCCUUGUUCAACAUGAGAGAACUCAUAGUAAUGAUGAGCCCUACAAAUAUGAAGAAUGGGGGGAAGCCUUUAUGUGGACACCUUACUCAAAUGAGACAAUUGAUACUGGUGAAACUUACGAGUGAAGCGAUAUGAAAGAACAUAUGGAUGUUUUUGUGUGUGGAUAACUUAUUCAACAUGAGGAGAAAUCUUAUUCUUGAGAAACCUUAUGAACAUAGGGCAUGUGCAGAAGCCUUACCUGUGUAUGGACAAUUUACUUGUUAUCAGAAGACUCUUACUAGUGAGAAGUAUUUUGAAUAUAAUGAACAUGGGAAGGACUUUAGACUUCUGUACAAUCUUACUGAACAUCAGUUUAUACUGAUGUGAAUCCAUGUAAACGCAAGGAAUGUGUGAAGAUCUUUAAUUCAUGGCACAAAGUCUGAUACACACCAGAGAAUUCAUGCUCAUUAGAAACACCUUAAGGAAGGUGGGAACGACCUAAAUGUAAUUCGGUUUUUACCCUGCACAUCAGAGAAUUCAUACUGCUGUGAAAUCCUGUGAAUGUAAGGAAUGUGGGAAGGCUCAUAGACGUGGUAAACAUCUUAGAGCACAUCAGAGAAUUCAUCCAAAUGAGACACCCUUUGAAUUAGAAUUAUAGGAAGGCUUCAGACGAGUGCUACUCAAACUAUUGUCCAGAGGCAGGUGCUAGUCCACAAAAUUAUUAGCUGUCCAUCAUGAGAUUAAUGCAGAAAGUGAGCGUAAGUGUCUGGAAACUUCUGCAGCAAUUUGAUAUUGCCAUAACAUUAUCAUUGUAUUUUACAAAAGUAGCAGUCCACGAAUAAUGGGAAAUAAAAAACAAAAAGUUUGUCCUUCCUCAGAAAUAAUUUGAGAGACAACCUUGACACUUUUUCAAACACGAGACAAAUCACAAUAUGAUUUACUUAGAAUAAGAAAUCCUUUGCUUGUCACCUCUCUUAUUAGGAUAGCAGAAUAUUCAUACAAUAGGAAGAUUCGGCUAAUGUGAGAAUCACGGUUUUCUUAUGCCCAUAAAAGCACGGAGAAUUUAUACCAGAUGUGUCCAUUUAGUGAAUAUAUAGAGCCUUCCAACACUAUUCAAUCUUUGUUAAACUUUAGCAAACUCAUCCUAGAGAAUAACCCUGUUAAUGUAACAAAUGUAGGAAACCCCUUAUCUAUGGCACAAACCAUACCUAUUGUCAUCUCAAUUCCACCUCCUUACUGCCUGUGGGCUGUUGAGCAAAAUGCUCAUCCCCUGUGGGCAUCUUGUUUAAAAUGCUGGUGAGGGUAACUAUCUAAUAGUGCUGUUGUAGAGACUGAGUGGGUUUAGUAUGGGUCAGAUUUUUGGAAGGGUGUCUGGUUAUGUAACCUACGAACAAUACACAAUAGCUAUUCUUAUUAUCCUCAUCAUUAGUAUCACUACUGGUGAAUUCGUAAGACAGGAAUGCCCUUUUGAUGUAACGGAUUUAGAAAAGCUUCCCAUAACCACUCAUCUAUUUGAAUUUCAGAUAGUUCAUUCUGGAUAAAAUCUAGUAAAAUGUAAAAAACUAGAGAGGAUUCUUAUUCAGAAUUUAUCCCUCAAGCUGCAUCAAAAAUUAAGACUGAAAAGAACUGUUAUGGAUUUAGUAAGUGUUAAAAUGUUGGGAAUAUACCCGUUGAAGAAUCAGGGAACAUUGUGAAGCAAUGUACCUGUAAUGAAUUCCAACAGACAGGUAGUAAUUAAAAUUCUCCACUCAUUUCAAAAUAAAUUAGAAAUUAAAAAGAGAACAAAAAGAAAAUGUGCAUUUGGGAAUUCCUUCCCAAGAUUGUGCUAUGACAAUUUUCAGACAUUCAGAAAGUUUAAAGCGUAGUAUAAUGAACAUCCAUAUACUCUGUGUAGAAUCAAUAGUUCUUACUAUUUGGCCAUAUUUGCUUUCUCUCUGAAUAUAUAUGUAUGUAUGUGUAUUUAUGCUCAUGUACCAUUUGACUUAUGAUGUGGAAAUCAUGAAACUUCUUUCCUGAACACAUCAGCAUGCUUCUUUUAAGAAUAAGAACUGUCCUAUUCUUAACUCUAAUACCAUGGUCACACAAGAAAAUCAUCAAUAAUUCUGUAAUAAUCUUUUAUAUUCACUUCAUAUUUCCGAGUGAAUCUCAUAUUUGGAUAUUAGAAUGCAUCUCAAAGUCGAUGACUUCUCACAAUUGCUUUCAACCAGGUGUCUGUCAUGAUUUAGUGCUAGCAUCAAAGCAUAUUAGUUAUGAUGAGAUGAGUGUUUAUAUACUCACAGAAUAACCCUUUAAAAAUUAUUCAUUUCCAAAAAUUUCAGUUCCAUCAAAACUGCAUUGACAAACAAAUGUCUGUAGUUUGUCUCAGUCAUUGUUUUAAUCUGCAUCUCACCUCGAUGUCCAUUUUGUGCGGACAGACCACUCAUGAACUCACUGUUCAGUGAUUACCAUCUAGUGGUUGACAGCGUUGUCCCACACAAUUGCAAUUUUAAUAAUCAGUAUAACACAAAGCAGAAUACUUCGAGUGUUUUAAUAGGAUGAAUCAUUCCUAAUCAGUAUUUUAUUCCUCCUGGGUACCAUAUUUGCAUUUUAGCUAGGAGAUGUGGAGAUGGUGCCUUAUCCCAGUAUUUCUGAAGUGAUUUCUCAAAAAUCACCAGUCCUUAACAGUACUUGAAAAACGAGGGGGCUUCUCUGGUUAAAGCAGCUUAUGAAGCAAAAUCUAAAUCCCCUCUUAAGGAACAACCAAAAAGCACCUUAUCAGUUUAUCAAAAGACUUGAGAUUAUUCUAGUGAAGAAAAGUGCUGAACUUUGUUUAAAUUGGUGUAUCUCAAACUUUGCCCUGGAAAUACCAAUUUCCCUUACUUAGGGAUGUGAAACUGCAUUGGGAAAUGUUGCCAUAACUAAAAGAAACUCGGAAGUUGCAAGUUUCAGUCACCAGUUCUGGCUCUUAGCUGUGAUGGCAUGGCAGUUAGCGUCAUGCUCUCAAAAGGAUGCCUUCUAAUGUUCUCUCUUAUUUGUGAGUAAAAGUCUUCGUUGUAUCUAAGUAGAAAUGGCUCCUGGGUUGUAUCAAAUGUCAUUUCAUCAUCUCUUCCUACAAUUGUAUAGACUGACUUUGUUACUGUGAUAAUUUAUGAUGACAGAUUCUUUGACUUCUUCCCAUUCCUGGAUAUGCCCAGGUUAGUCAUUGAUGCAUUCUUUUCUGUUUUUUGGGGAUGCACUGCUUGAUUUCAUUUGCUGUUAUUUUAUUUAGAGUUUUUACAUCUCAUGAGUGAGACUGUAUAAUAGUUUUCUUUUUAAAUGUAUUUCUGUUUGUUUUUGCAUUGCAAUUGCCUGUUUUUAAAAUUGGAUGACUGUAUUGGGUUGUUUUGUUUUGAAUUAGAGAUCCUUAAUCACUUUUCUAGUUCCAUAUGUUGCUUUUCUUGUCUUUGAAUUCCUACUUUGGACACCACAAAUUCACUGUGUGCCCAGCACAAUUUCUUUAAGGAGCCUUCAUAGUCCUGUAGUCCCAGCUAAGAUCCAUAUAAAAGGAACUUUCCAACACAGCCCUUCACUGAAAAUCCUUCCUUCUGUGUUCUUGGGAAUACUGUAUUGGGAGGUUGGAGCUCCUCAUAGGACUGUUACGAUCAUGCGUGUACGUGUCUUACAGAGCACACGUGUACUCUGUAGAUACUGCACACCAUGUACUUUCUGUAUAUUCCGGACGUGGAAUUGCUUGGGUUUGGUCCUGAGUAUGUCUGUGUUCAACUUUAGUAAGUUCAGUUCUUCUAAAUAGAUUCCCAAACAAAUGUACUGACUGGCACUCCACCAGCAGCGUAUGAGUGUUCUUUCUCCAUAUCCUUGACAAUACUUAGCAUCAUGAGUUAAAAAAUUUUUUUCUUUUUUGCUACUCUGGUGGGUAUAUAGUGGUACCUGAUUGCCAUCACUGUGGUUUACAUUUCCACUUUUUCUGAUUGUUGGCGUUUUGGAUAUUCUUGCAAUCUCUCUCCACUCCUUGCUCCUGACACUGGAUGCAUUAGGUGCGUCUUGCUUCACAAAGCAUCUGUACAACCUGUAGGACAACACUUAACACCCAGGCCAUGGCUCUGUGUGUGUUUGUGUGUGUGUAUGUUCAUCCUCCAGCAGACAGUGAGCUGGUUGAUGGCUGUGAUGAAAUCGGCUUCAUCUCGGUAUCUCCAGCUCCCGGUAUGAACUAUGACCCGUAGAUGUUAGACACAGGAUACAAACUGACUGAAGCAAUGAGAAACUAUAUGGAGUCAGAUAACAGGUUUACAGAAGGACAGCGGGCUCCAGAGAUUUUUGACUCAUCAGCAAAAUGAAAUGUACAGAGAGAUUCUCUUCCAGUUUUCACUCUGCAUCUCCUGGUGUUGGUUGGUACCAUGAUAGGUUGCUAGACGUUCUAUGCUGACAUGACAACAUCCAGAGGAAAAAGAGAGAUCAUUUCCUGUGACUCUCUCUUAGGAGCAAGGAAGCAUUGCCCAUUAGCCAAGAGUGUACGUGUGCUCUUGCAUUAAUUGCUAAAAUGGGUUAUGCAUAAUUUCUGAAAUAAUUACUGGUUUUAUUUUAAAUUAGUCACAGACUUUCUAACAUUUCAUUUAAAUAAGAAUUCUAGCAGACUCAUAAAUUUCAUUAACUUUUCAUGCAUGUAUGAAGAAAGAACCAGAAUAAAGUAGAUCAUUUAUUUUAACAAAAAUUUUACAAAUAUGUAUACAGUUCAUAAAACAUGACAAUUUAAAUGUAUGUAUAAUUAAGACCACCAAACAUAAUUACAGACCAUUGAGAGGUUAAUGUUUAUUUUAAAAAGACAGCAAAAAUUCUGAAGUAUUAAAGUCUAUAUAUUUAGUGAGAACAGUUACUAGGAGUUUUUUAUUAUCUGAUUUUUGGGAGCUGUGGGGAACAGGGGAAAUAUUAUUGGUCUAACCUUGUAAGUAUUUUUUCCUCCCAGAGUCAGAGGAGCCUACUCUUUUAAUUCCUGGAAUUCUGUUAGCCUCAAGACUAAAGAUGGCCAAAAUUUACAAUGAGGAAAUGAACAAAGGUGUAAUUGGAAUUUGGGGAGAUAUAUUUAUUCAGUUCGUUUUCAUAGCACGUGCACACGUAGUACUAAAUUCAAAAGAAAAAAAGUGUUAUUCUCUCUGCUUUCCUCAAAGAUCUUCAGAGAUAACUACUGAAAAACUAGGUUUUUCAGCCUCUUCCAUAUUUUUGGGCAGACGUUCUAUGUAAAUAGAGUAUAUUGCCUCAAGGUAGACAUUCAAGAUUUAAAAAUAUUCCUUUAAUGCUUCAUAAUAUAGCGUCAGCUGUAUACCAGUAUUAUGGAUUUCACUAAUAAAAAUUUGGGUUCAAUUUA
Equus caballus (horse) is the source of this 7787-nucleotide messenger RNA. It is a transcript of the gene ZNF283, whose product is annotated as zinc finger protein 283. Lineage: Eukaryota; Metazoa; Chordata; Mammalia; Perissodactyla; Equidae. The record is from RefSeq and is a predicted model, not a curated record. Gene Ontology annotation, biological process: regulation of DNA-templated transcription.